Molecule: messenger RNA, 3126 nt
Organism: Neltuma alba
Lineage: Eukaryota; Viridiplantae; Streptophyta; Magnoliopsida; Fabales; Fabaceae
Product: laccase-3-like
Exons: 6
Coding region: 459-2189 (576 amino acids)
Biological process (GO): lignin catabolic process
Cellular component (GO): apoplast
Molecular function (GO): hydroquinone:oxygen oxidoreductase activity; copper ion binding
Source: RefSeq, a predicted model, not a curated record
AAUGGCUGUGGCUGAUGAAAGGAUCAGAGAAGAAUAAAAAAUUUGCAAAUCAAACCUUAAACAUUUCAUUAAGAUAGUAAUUUAACAAUAUUAAAUGGAAACCUAUUUUGCUUGGCUUAUGGUAACAAGCAUGUUUACUAGUUCUUUAGCAAAAAUGUUCAGGUACUUACCCAGUCUCAUCGUGGAUCACUUCUUUGUAUGAAAAUCUAAAGACUAUCUAUAACAUCUGCUCCACAGAUGAUUGCGCUAGUGGGUGCACCAAAUCCUCUUUAUGGUUAGACUAAUUGCCCUUUAAUAUUAAGUACACUGCUGACUCUCAUGUAAAAGGCCAUAACUUCUAAAUUCCCAUACUAAUAAAAAAGAAAUUCCUUGAUUGGCUUUCUCUCUUUUCACUCUAUAAAUACCUGCACAUCAGACCAGUGCCAAGCCAUCUCCAUUCAACAAAGCCAGAGACAAUAAUGGAGACUUUUCACCUUCCUGGCAAGUCAAGUUGCCUCUGGCUGUUGCUCAUCCUGCUCACUAUCACUGCUUGUGUUGAUUCUCAUCCACCUGCAGAGACUCACUACCAUGAAUUUGUUAUUCAAAAUACACCAGUGAAGAGGCUGUGCAGAACUCUCAACGUACUCACUGUCAACGGGCAAUUCCCGGGGCCAGCAAUUGAAACAAGGAAUGGAGAUUCACUUGUUAUCAAAGUAACCAAUGCUGGAAGAUACAACAUUUCAAUACACUGGCAUGGUCUUCGAAUGCUGCAAAAUCCAUGGGCAGAUGGACCUAGUUAUGUGACCCAGUGUCCAAUCCCCCCAGGAGGAACUUACACAUACCGCUUUACUAUCAAUAACCAGGAAGGCACACUAUGGUGGCAUGCUCAUACUGGAUUCCUCAGAGCUACUGUCUAUGGAGCUUUCAUAAUCUACCCAAGAUUGGGGUCUCCUUAUCCUUUCCCAAUGCCAAAGCGAGAAUUCCCCAUCCUUCUUGGGGAAUGGUUCGAUAGGGAUGCAAUGAGUCUCUUAAGGAUGACACAAUUUACAGGGGGACCCCCAAAUGUAUCUCUUGCAUACACCGUUAAUGGUCAGCCUGGUGAUCUCUACAGAUGCUCCAGCCAAGAUACCGUACGGAUUCCAGUAGAACCUGGUGAGACAAUUCUCUUAAGAAUAAUCAACAGUGCACUUGAACAAGAACUCUUCUUUUCGGUUGCCAACCACAGGAUGACGGUUGUUGGCACUGAUGCUGCAUAUACCAAGCCUUUCACCACAACAGUUCUGAUGAUAGCACCAGGCCAGACAAUCAAUGUCCUUCUCACUGCUGAUCAAGCCCCAGGUCGCUACUACAUGGCAGCACGUGCCUAUGAAUCAGCCCAAAAUGCUCCCUUUGACAAUACCACCACUACUGCAAUCCUUGAGUACAACUCUGCUAGCUGCAAGAAUUGUGGACAAAAUUCAAGACCAAUAUUGCCGGCUCUGCCAGCCUUUAAUGACACAGCGACUGCAACUGCAUUCAAUGCUGGACUCAGGGGCCUUUCCCAGGUUAAGGUAUUUCAAGAUGUUGAUGUGAGUCUGAACUUCAUAGUGGGGUUAGGAUUAAUCAAUUGCACCAAUCCUAAUAGCCCCCGUUGCCAAGGACCUAAUGGAACUCGCUUCACAGCCAGCAUGAACAAUAUUUCUUUGGUACUCCCAAGAACUACCUCCUUAAUGCAAGCAUACUAUCAAGGAAUGCCUGGUGUCUUCACCACAGACUUUCCUCCUGUUCCUCCGCUGCAAUUUAAUUAUACAGGGAAUGUCCCCCGAGGCCUAUGGACACCUGCUCGAGGAACUAAGCUCUACAAGUUGAAAUAUGGUUCCAAGGUGCAACUUAUUUUCCAGGAUACGAGCAUAGUAACACCUGAGGACCACCCCAUGCAUAUUCAUGGAUACCACUUCUACAUAGUUGGUUCAGGUUUUGGCAACUUCAACCCAGCAACGGAUCCUGCUAAGUUUAAUCUUAUUGAUCCACCUGUGAGAAACACCAUAGGAACACCUCCAGGAGGAUGGGUAGCCAUUCGUUUUGUUGCUGAUAAUCCAGGAAUUUGGUUCGUGCAUUGUCAUAUAGAUUCACAUCUCAAUUGGGGUUUGUCAAUGGCAUUCCUCGUAGAGAAUGGAGUUGGACCGUCACAGUCAGUUAUACCACCACCACCAGAUCUACCAAGAUGUUAAGAUGAAGAAUACAUCAUUAGUUAUAAAUUUUAUGCUAAUGAAAUAUUGGCUUGCUGUUUGCAUAUUCUUCAAAUAUUUUCUAAAUAGUAAGUGUGGUUUUCUUUAUUGUGUGAUCCAUGUAGCCAGCCUCACCUAGUGGGAUAGGGCUAAUUGUUGUCGUUAUAUAGUCAAUGUGGUUUUCCACCUUCAUUCCUAGUCCAGAAUAGGAUGAUGCUCAAUUGAGCAGCUUACUUGUUUUCCCCUGAUUGUGUAAGCCUCUUGAAAGACAAAUAAAAGAUGAAUGGUUUCUUAUCAUUUGUACGAUCAGUCCUUUUGUUCAGGAAAAAUAUGUUCCAUUCUGGCAAGUUGAAAGUCAAGGCUGCAGACAUAAAUUCUUAGAAGAGAUUCCUGGGUGGAUUAUGUCAAUUAAGUAGGCCAAAUUAGUUAUGGAUAGGCAUGUAUACUGACAAAUCGGAGAUUGAUGUCCAAUAUACUUGUAUGCUUGUUCAUGAUUAAUAGGAUCUGCCAACCUUUGGUAGACCAAGGCUACCACAGAAUUUUCCUCCAAUUUGGUCCUUGUCCCACAGUGGCAGAAUGACCCACAUAAUAAGGAAGCAAACACGUAAUUUAGCCAGACCUGCAAAACGAACUGAUGCAUAUCUAGUUUUCAGGUGGCCACCAUGAUGAUGCGCGGAUACCUAGCCUGAUCUAACAUCACAAGACCUCCUUAAUUGGGUUAAUCAAAUCAGCAGAACGCAAUAGGAUCACAAUAUAUGAUUUCUUAAAGAUAAUAAUAUAUAAUUUGUAUGGCUGUAUUUAGUCGUCUGAGAAAUGAAACAUACUAUUCAUGGCUAGUGAGUUGGGUAAAUUUGCAGGGUUUUUUUUUUUUUUUGGGUGACAACUUUUUAGAUAUUUUAUCACAUAUAACGAUAUAUUGAUUGAUUCUGAAAGACCAAAA